Messenger RNA from Ceraceosorus bombacis, 1648 nucleotides. Lineage: Eukaryota; Fungi; Basidiomycota; Exobasidiomycetes; Ceraceosorales; Ceraceosoraceae. The record is from the annotation of a GenBank genome assembly.
AUGGAGAAGGUGGAAGCUCCUCUGGAAGCCUUGGGUAUUCCUGCAGAUGCCUUCACCAACGAUGGCAUUCUUAAGAAGCCAUUGAACGCCUUUCGCAUCUGGCUCGGGAAUACUACUCGGAACCAGAGGCUAGCGAUGGCAGGUGAAGCGGGCUUCGAACACAGUCACACGUUGACCUUACAGAGUCGCGUCUUCAAAGAGGUGCUCGAUCAGGACACCCGCAAUGCCUAUGUGGACCAAGCCCGGGCGCAGAAGUCUCUGUACAAAGAACGAGAGAGCAUCCUGAAGAGCGCCGGAAUGCUUGAUGCGCUACGCCCCAUGAGGAAGCGACCCAGCAACGCCACAGACGACUCGGCCAAAUUUGCGGACGACGAGUGCGACGAGCAGUCUGACCAGCAUGACUGCGAAGAAAUCUUGAUGGGCGGUACGUCGCCCAAGAUCCUUCCAUUGGCCAAGCGCGGGAAAGGCUCGAAAGCAAGCAAGAGUCCGACUGUCUUGAAGAGAGCAGUCAGAUCCACUCCGUCCACUCAGCUCGCUGGCAAACGCAUCAAGAUCAAAGGUCGCCCUUCCGGAAGGCCUGCUCCUACUGGCCUAGUCUGGUCGCAAGAUCUCGAGCUAGGAAUUGGCUCCAAUGCUCUCGAAACGCCUCGAAAUGACGAGCUAGCGAUUGCGGGUGCGCGAAGGCUAUCUAGCCUAAGUGCGGCUGGCGUUUUCGUCAAUCGUUCGAGUUGGUCACCGUCGGAUCUUUCAACAAGCCAGACCACGGUGCGUGGCAGCCAGCUUGCAGCCAGCACUCCUUGUUGGGGCCAGAUCCCAUGGGCCAACGACGGGACCAGUGGUUCCGCUUCUCCUGGCGAUACGUCCGUUAUGGCUUAUCCAACUCGAAACACUCGCCGAGCAUCGUCUGAGCCCAGUUGCAUGGCGUUCGAGUACAUGUUUGCUGAUGAGCCUCCAGAGCCUUGUAUCGACCUCGUCCCUGUAAGUGCCAAGCAGGUGUCCUUGUCGCCAAAGUGGACCUGACGAGUAGACUGUCUUGUGCCUCCAGUCACAGCCACGUGAGCAGAAGCGACCACUCAAAAAAGAGAAGCGACCGAACGAUGGGAAGUCGCCCCUUGAGCACAUGCAUGCUGCAGAUGUGUCUAUGCAAUCCCAGCUGCCGCAUACCACGGACGAUGGUGCACCACCUCUGCAACGCUUGAUCGAUCGUUACCAACGUCAUCGCCAAGAAUUUUCGGAGCAGGUCAGUGCAGCCAAAGAACACGGUCCCCCCAUGGAGAUGUCAGCGGCAAGCUCGUACCUUCCCUCGAUCCCCAUCGUUGGAUCUGAGGACCUCAUCCCCUCGACCAACAUCAUCGUCGACGAUUGGUACCCGCCCACCUUUGAGGAUCAACGAGCAGAGGACUUUGAGCUGUUCGGACACCUUCGCCAUGAUGAAGACUUUUUCACUCCACACAACGACUUUGCCCUCGGUGCAAGGAUGCGCUUCUCGCAGAGAGACCUCCAAGAAGGCUAUGGAGUCGGUGAGGAUGUUGAUCCCUUCUUAGCUUGGAUGCCCGACUUGUCUACCACUCCAGAGAACGGCAACGCGGUGAGCGACAUGCGUGGCGAGGAUUCGCCGCUUGCUCAGAGCGCUUUUGCGCCGAUUUGA